AUGCCCUUAUGAAAGUCGUGCUCUCUUUGCUGCACACUCCCGCAGGAUUGCUCUACCUGUCACACGACUAGCUCUUCAUCCGCUCUAAGUGCUUGGGGCCUCAGCCUUGCGUUCGCUCCCACCACUACGGUCGCUGCCACAGCCCACCUUAGUUCUUCUUGCCCUGUAUCCUCUCUGCUCUCAUCUGCCUCGUGUUCUUCAUCCACUAAUCAUUUCUCUUCCUCCGCCGCUGCCAUUUCUGGGGCAUCUGGGAUAUGCGCUUGUCCACUAAAUGCAAUAUUCUGCAACCCCACCAAUCCUCGUCUGCCACCCUAUCCAGAGCCCUGUCGUCUUCGACCUGAGGCUCGGCUGCGACCGCAUUCACCAGCAAGUGUAGUUGCCGCUACCGCAUCAUCUGCCGUCGGACAGACUAUGGCCGCAUUGGCUUCUCUGUCUGGCCAAGGAGGUCCGGAUAAGGCUGCAGCCUGUUCUAGUCUUUCCGAGCUUUAUCAUCUGCAGCAACAGCACCCACACUACAACUCGCACCAUCAACUUCAACAGAAUCAUUUGUAUUGUCAACAACAGCAACAUCCCCUUCAAUUGCAGAAAAAAUGGGCCCAGUUACAGUAA
This is a messenger RNA of Protopolystoma xenopodis, 609 nucleotides long. The record is from the annotation of a GenBank genome assembly. Lineage: Eukaryota; Metazoa; Platyhelminthes; Monogenea; Polystomatidea; Polystomatidae.